Molecule: messenger RNA, 513 nt
Organism: Kwoniella botswanensis
Lineage: Eukaryota; Fungi; Basidiomycota; Tremellomycetes; Tremellales; Cryptococcaceae
Exons: 1
Coding region: 1-513 (170 amino acids)
Biological process (GO): mitochondrial translation
Cellular component (GO): mitochondrial large ribosomal subunit
Molecular function (GO): structural constituent of ribosome
Source: RefSeq, a predicted model, not a curated record
AUGUCAUCCUCCCUCUUUCGUCCCUCUUCGUCCAAGUUGACCUCCUUACGACCUAUAAUACAAUCCCGAGCGAAGCACACGCACUCCACACCCCAGUCGUUAUGGCAAUCACGAACGCAUCUGAAUCCUCCUCCAUCCGUUCCUCCACCUAUGGUGCCCACAUAUCCUAUGCGAGUCAUCCUUUCGGACGGAUCAACUUUCACUGCAUACACGACAGCUCCUACUCCAUCGACCAAAAAACUUACUCGAGACGUAAAUAACAAUCCCUUGUGGUCACCUGCAAGUGAAAGAAAGGGAUUAGGCGAAGGUGAAGAAGGUAGAGUAGGAAGGUUCAGGAAGAGGUUCGAGGGUAUUGUUAUGGAAGAAGAACAGGCGAGUGUAGAAGCUAAGAAGGAUGAGGCGUUCGGAGCGGGAGAUUUGGAUUGGAUGUCUGAAGGCGGUGUAGAAGAGAAGAUCAGUGAGAAGCAGAGAAACCCAGUAAAGGCUGGAAAAGGGAAAGGGAAGAAAAAGUAA